AUGCGUAGAUUCUUUAGAAAAUAUCUGCCAUUUGUUGAGGCUCUUCUCUACGCCGACGGAAAUGUAUUCCACGACCCAGAUGGGAAUUCAGCCUAUCGCAGCUACCUUGUGUACCUCACACGCAUACUUUUUUCUGCUGUAUAUGGUCUUGUCAUGGCUAUCAUACUCAGCUACGCCUUUAUACCGAAUCCAUCGAAUAUUGUGGCACCAGUCGAGGCCAGUGGGGCCAGCAAAUCUCCUGCUUUUUCGGCCGGAAAACAGGGCAAGCCCGACGCUGAGGAUCUGCGUAAAGGACGGUCAACUUGGGAACAGAAGGCAGAAACCGCCAGAGUUUCCACCACCAGACGCCUCUUCUUGAUUGCUCGAGUCCUGCUUUACUUCGCUUUUAGUCUGGCCAGCACAAUGUCUCGUCGGGUGCGCUGUUUUCUCACUCUUCUCGUCCCAUCACUCGGCUUAAGUGCUGGCCAGUCAUUUAUGGCCGCCGAACUGCUCUACAUUACUGUGACAGGUCCGGUGACUACCAUCACACGCAAUCUACAAUCGGGAGCAAGUACACUUGAAUGUCUCAUGGAACUCUCGAACAACAUGACUCGCGAUCUCCACAGGAUGGGAACAGCUGAUCUGUUCAAUAUGGAAGGAGAGUUAGAGAUGAUGGAUCCUAAAGAAUCAGAUGAUGAUGAAUGGGAUGGGUUAAAUGAGCUGUCUGCAAAAAGCCAAAAACUUACAACACUUUUUAGCAGAAUGACGGAGAGGAUAGUGAAAGAGUUUACAACCAAGCUGAAAAAAGGCGUAAAUGUUUUGGAGUCCACUGUCAGCUCUAUGCAGCAAAUGGUAGGCAGAAAAUUGGGGUUUAAUAAUCAGAUUUUUGAUAAAAUGCAAGAUUAUAAGAAAUUAUCUUAA
Molecule: messenger RNA, 900 nt
Organism: Protopolystoma xenopodis
Lineage: Eukaryota; Metazoa; Platyhelminthes; Monogenea; Polystomatidea; Polystomatidae
Source: the annotation of a GenBank genome assembly